Fonsecaea erecta is the source of this 1278-nucleotide messenger RNA. RefSeq lists its product as hypothetical. The record is from RefSeq and is a predicted model, not a curated record. NCBI's taxonomy places the organism in Eukaryota, Fungi, Ascomycota, Eurotiomycetes, Chaetothyriales, Herpotrichiellaceae. The transcript has a single exon. Bases 1 to 1278 code for a protein of 425 amino acids.
AUGAACAACCCCGAAUUCCGCCAGACUCUUCACAACAUCUCCCACAACUUCGAAUCUGCCAAUCAAGCGGCCCAAGAGAAUAUCUAUACGUUCACCCAACGUUACGUUGACCCUUGCCUCGCGUCCAUCAAGUCUUGCAUCUAUGAGUGCACUGCGCCUUGUUUCCCCAACAGAGACGAUAAUAUCCGACGAAAGAGGGGCCGGUCGCGUGGCAGAGCUGAAUAUAACUUUGACUUCUACAAUGCUUGGGAUGACGACGAGGCUCCUGGAGACAGCUCCCUGGGCUGGAGCAAUGACGAGCUUGAUGGUUUACUCGCUGGACGUGGUUCACGGUCCAUCCAGCCACGGAAACAGAGAGCAAUGAGCUAUGGUUCGAGAGGACGACGAAAGCCCUCAGGGCUACAACCAGAUCCUGAUCAAGAUCCAACCAUCAUACCAAGCUCGUCAUACCUCGGGUUUCUGGAGCGCCUUCCGUGGAAGAUUGGCUACAGGAGAUUACGAUACAAGCCUUCCGCUGCAGACCUGCAGGAAAAUCCAGGCGGCACCCGAGUGCGAGACGCAGAGAGUCAGCCUUUGAUAGAAGAGGCAGACGAAGACAGCGGGACUUGGAGGAAGGGUCACGGACGUCAGCGAAGCGAUACUGCCGCUUCGAGGUCAACUACCAAUUCCCUAAGUUCGCGAGGCGACCUGAUUAUGAGCGAUGAGGAUGAAGAUGCGCAACCGCUCGACGAUGAGUUCGCAGUGAUGCUCAGUCGACGCAACACUAACCAAGGAUUCGCUGAAGACCAAGGCAGCGGCCGAACAAAGACGUCGGCGGGCAAUCGGCCUGGAGCUUCUCGCAAUUCGACCCGCACCGUCUCCUCUAAGUCGAUAAGGAGUCCCAGUGCCAAAAGUGCCCAGAGGUCCGAGUCCCAGAAGAAUCUGGCGGGACUGUCUUCUGACCUGGUCGAGGAACACCCUGAACCCCCAAGCUUGACAGAUCUUCGGCGGCAAGAAGAGCAAGUGGCACAAGAGGAGGAGCUGGAAAUCAGACAGAAACGAGAGGCUGCCCAGCGCCUGGCUCUACGCAGAGGGCUGAGUUCGCGUGACGUGAAAAAUGUCGCCAAUGCAGAACUGAAACCCGACGACGUGGACGAUGCGCCUGCAAGGCUGGAGAUAUUGGAACCAGAUCCGACAUCACCGAUUGAACCAUCAACUACAGAGACACAGGCACGAGAGCAAGGCGAGUCCACGUCGUCAGAUACAGGUAAUCCCAGCGACGGGAAAGAUCCAACGUGA